AUCCCCUGGUGGCCGUGCAAAGUGUGUAAAACCGGAACAAAAUGCCCCGUUCGUACUCGAGAUCUCCCUCACGAUCGCGCCGAUCGGAUCGCAGCAGUAAGACCACAAAAAAGCGUCGUUCACGAUCGCGGGAGUAUGACAAAAAGUACCAGCACAAAGAUAAUGGCCGGAGACGGCGGUCGGAUCGUUCAAAGUCGCGCUCCGUAACUCCGUCCUCGUCGUACCGGCAUGAGAAGAAAUCGUCCUAUCGCGGCAGAUCCAAGGACCGGCACUACAAGGGGUCUACCCGGAGGAAAUCACCCUCGCGCGAUCGCUACCGGAGACGCAAAUCUCGCGAAAGGGAACGCUACCGCCGAUCGUCCAGCAGCUCGCGCUCCGAUUCCUCCAGCAGCUCGAGCAGCAGUUCCUCCAGCAGUGCCAGCGGUUCAAGCACACGAUCGUCUCACCAAUCGCGAAAUUCAACAAAACAGGCUCCCACAACUAGCCGAAAAUCACCGCCGAAGGAAUACGUUUUCAAAUCAUUGACGGAAUCUGAUGCUGUCGCGGAUGCUUUGGAGAAAACCACCAAAGUAGAACAACUUGAUGCCGACGAGUUCGUUCCUCAAGCGUUCAUUUCAACUCGUAAGCAGGCUGCCACCCCGGCCGGCAGCAUAGUCAUAGACCUAGCUUCUCAGACUAUCAAAAUACCGGCAGCAGACAAACCGGUGCUCGAGGAAGAUCCCCUCUUCCAUCCCUUGUUCUUUCAGGGUGAGGACGAUGAGCGGAUGGCGCGAUGGGUUAAGAAGCUGCAUUCGCUACGACAAAGCCUACUUUAAAAGGAACCAGUCGGAUCUCUACUCUGUACUACUCUCCCGGAAUAAACCUAGUUUUAUUGACUGAAAACAAUGGC
Anopheles aquasalis is the source of this 889-nucleotide messenger RNA. RefSeq names its product peptidyl-prolyl cis-trans isomerase G. The record is from RefSeq and is a predicted model, not a curated record. Lineage: Eukaryota; Metazoa; Arthropoda; Insecta; Diptera; Culicidae.